This is a messenger RNA of Austrofundulus limnaeus, 1628 nucleotides long. RefSeq names its product spermatogenesis associated 22 (gene spata22). Gene Ontology annotation, biological process: meiotic DNA repair synthesis; regulation of meiotic cell cycle; gamete generation. The record is from RefSeq and is a predicted model, not a curated record. NCBI's taxonomy places the organism in Eukaryota, Metazoa, Chordata, Actinopteri, Cyprinodontiformes, Rivulidae. The transcript is spliced from 8 exons. The coding region runs from base 93 to 1223 and encodes 376 amino acids.
GCGCGUGCCUCGUUCCAAGGUGGUGCUGAAAAGGAAGAAGUCGCUUCUUUCGUUCAUAGCUGUCAUUAUAAAAAGCAGAAGCUGAAUGAACAAUGCAGCCUGACCGACCAGCUACAGUCUACCUCCCUGUGUCCCUGUUUAAUCAGAGGAAAAGAAACAGAGUUCCUCUGAAGUCUGUUCCUUAUGGAAAUGAACUCUUUUUCCAAAGUGAAACCAUGGAAAGCUGCAGCUCAUCUGCGCCUCACAGCAGCUCAGGUGCAUAUGAGAGUUCCCAGGCCUCAGGUCCGUGUGCUGCUCCUCAGAGCCAUCAAUGGAGCAGACAGGCKAUCCCACAGUCUGCUAAACCUCAGCAGUAUUACAGCAACAGACCUGCUCCUGGACCUUCCACUAUGACAAGAACCUACGCACCCAUAGCACAUCCUUACAAAAAUGUAGCUAAGAGUUUGGCAACAGGACAGUCCGGCGGUCCGGCUAGACAAGAUUUCAGCUCUGGUGGUAGUUUCAAACAGAGCAGAAAUCAAGGCUCUUACGGCAGGGAGAACUUKGAAAGCAAGCCAACACCUUCUCCAGGGUUCUCUCAGAUGGCUCAGCAGCCACCUCGCAAACCUCCAGUCUCCACGCUGCAGUACUCUCAGCAGUCAAGACCCCUUCCUCCUGCCGAAACACCACCCCAGAGGCCAUCUGCCCAUGCUGCGCAGCUGCCUAACAAAUCCUGGAAAUUUACCAACAGCUUUGACCAAGAAAAACCCAACUUUGUGGGGAAAAAAAGCUCAGUUCAGUCUCAAACUGCUCGACCGGCUAAAACUCAGCAGGAAACCCUUGCAGAGAAGCCAGCCGUGGAGAAAUCACUGAGGAUCUUGACUACAGUUAUUGAAGGAGUGAGACGCUGGAGCCAGUUUAAAGACAAAGCGCCGUACCUAUUUGAGAUAUUUGCAACACUGGAUUCUGCUGUCACACUGGGGAGCUACGGAGCCAAGAACUUCCUCRUAAGAGACGGGAAGGAGGUUAUGCAGUGUGUUUUUUACGAGAACGAGCAGGUGCUGCCCCGUCUCAUCAGAGGACAGGUCCAUCGUUGCGUUGGAAACUACGACCGCAGCAGAGACGUCCUGAUCUGCGUGUCGGUCAGAGCCGGCCUGGCCUCAGAGCAGAGAAACGCUCAGGAAGCUGUCAAAGUCUCUGAUGCAGAAAUGAGAGCACUGAUCAAGACCCUCAGUGAAGUCUGAGCAGCAACAGGUGUCCCCGGGGAUUUCAGAGUGAAGAAAAUAAAAUGUGUAUCUGUUUGGUUUUUAGGUACACAAAGCUAUUUAUGCUAAUUUAUUGUUCAAAGUAAGGAAAAAACAACAUCUGUUGUUGCAGUUUUAUAUGUUAAAAGGUUACUGCUCUCAUUCAACUUAAUUUUGUUAAAAUCACUUAAAUGUUCUCUUUAAGUGUUUUCUGUUUGGUUUGUAGCUACACAAAGCUAUUUAUGCUAAUUUAUUGUUCAAAGUAAGGAAAAAACAUUUGUUAUUGUUGCAGUUUUAUAUGUUAAAAGGUUGCUGCUCUCAUUCAACUGCAUUUUGUUAAAAUCACUUAAAUGUUCUCUUUAAGUGUUUUCUGUGAACAAUAAUAAAAACAAUUAACCACUGUGA